This is a messenger RNA of Raphanus sativus (radish), 820 nucleotides long. RefSeq names its product probable inactive nicotinamidase At3g16190. Bases 109 to 699 code for a protein of 196 amino acids. The record is from RefSeq and is a predicted model, not a curated record. The transcript has 5 exons. Lineage: Eukaryota; Viridiplantae; Streptophyta; Magnoliopsida; Brassicales; Brassicaceae.
ACAACAACUUUAAACCGGUAAAAUGUUGACCAACCCGGAAUAAAGACAUGGAAUGUGUUAUCUUUGUUGUUGGUGUUGUUGCUUUUCAUCGCCUCUGUUGGAACCACCAUGGCGGAGAGAUGGACGAACACGGCUCUACUCGUUAUCGAUAUGCAGAAUGAUUUCAUAGAGGAAGAUUCUGUGAUGCAAGUGAAAGGUGGAAAAGCCAUAGUUCCUAAUGUUAUCAAUGUGGUCGAACUCGCGAGGCAGCGUGGCGUUCUCGUCGUUUGGGUUGUUAGAGAACACGAUCCUCAGGGAAGAGAUGUUGAAAUAUUCAGGCGUCAUCACUACAGUUCUGAGAAAGUUGGACCGACUGUUAAAGGAACAGAAGGUGCAAAGCUAGUCGAUGGACUGAACAUCAGAGAAGAAGAAGAUUAUAAGAUAGUGAAAACCCGUUUCAGCGCCUUCUUCGGCACUCAUCUUCAUUCGUUCCUCCAGACUUCAGGGGUUACCAAGUUAGUCAUCGCUGGGGUGCAAACGCCAAAUUGUAUCAGGCAAACGGUGUUUGAUGCAGUGGAGCUGGACUAUCCAGAUGUAACUGUUAUUGUAGAUGCGACAGCUGCUGCAACACAGGAGAUUCAUACGGCGAAUAUUCUGGACAUGAAAAAUAUCGGCGUCAAGACUCCUACGUUACACGAAUGGUCUGAAGAAUUUGCAUGAUGGUUUUUGGAUGACAAUAUAUCCACCCUUCUUCUAUAUUCUUCCACCACUUUUUCUUGUCCUUUUAUAUAUUUGUAAUUGAAGAUCUGAAUGAAAAAUAAAGUAAAACAUCUUGCACUUA